This is a messenger RNA of Yamadazyma tenuis ATCC 10573, 1828 nucleotides long. RefSeq names its product mRNA-binding ribosome synthesis protein (gene PES1). The record is from RefSeq and is a predicted model, not a curated record. Gene Ontology annotation, biological process: maturation of LSU-rRNA from tricistronic rRNA transcript (SSU-rRNA, 5.8S rRNA, LSU-rRNA); ribosome biogenesis. Lineage: Eukaryota; Fungi; Ascomycota; Pichiomycetes; Serinales; Debaryomycetaceae. Gene Ontology annotation, molecular function: RNA binding. Gene Ontology annotation, cellular component: nucleolus; PeBoW complex.
AUCGCACUAAUUUUUUCACAAACCGACUAUACCAGCAUGAGAAUCAAGAAGAGAGGAACGUCCGGGAACGCCAAAAACUUCAUCACCAGAACCCAGGCGGUCAAGAGAUUGCAGAUAUCAUUAGCCGACUUCCGUCGGUUGUGUAUUUUCAAAGGAAUCUAUCCCAGGGAGCCUCGUAACAAGAAGAAGGCCAACAAAGGUUCUACUGCUCCUGUCACCUUCUAUUAUGCCAAAGAUAUUCUGUACUUGAUGCACGAACCGGUGUUACACAAGUUCAGAGAACACAAGACUUUUGCUAAGAAAUUGCAGAAAGCUUUGGGAAGAGGUGAAAUUAGAGACGCCGAAAAAUUGGAACAGAACAGACCCAGAUACACCUUGGACCAUGUUAUCAAAGAAAGAUACCCUACAUUUUUGGAUGCUUUGAGGGACUUGGAUGAUCCUUUGAACAUGUUGUUCUUGUUUGCCAACAUGCCUUCUACCGACAAGGUGAGUGCCAGAAUCACCAAACAAGCAGAGACCUUGACCAACCAGUGGUUGGCCUAUGUUACCAAGCAAAGAUUGCUCAAAAAAGUAUUUGUGUCGAUCAAGGGGAUUUACUAUGAAGCCAAUGUCAAAGGUCAGGAAGUUAGAUGGCUUGUUCCGUUCAAGUUCCCAACUAUGAUUCCUUCCGAUGUGGAUUUCAGAAUUAUGUUGACGUUCUUAGAGUUCUACUCCACCUUGUUGCACUUUGUGUUGUACAGAUUAUAUAAAGAAUCUGACUUGGUUUACCCCCCUGCCAUCGAUACCACCAAGUUGAAGUCGGUGGGAGGUUUGUCUGCAUACAUUUUGAAGUCAACUGAUGAUAGAAGUGCAUUAUUACCUGACGUUAGAGAAGAUGCUACACAGGCUGAAGCUUUGGACCAGGCCGAGAUCUCCAAGGCUUUGCAGGCAGACAAGACCAACCAAAAGGACGAUGAGCCUGAGCAGGAGGAAGAUGUUGAUGUAGAAAACAUUGAGCUUGACGAGUUCGAAGCUACUAACAAAACCACUGGAGACGUCUUGGAACAACCUUCCAAGUUCCUGUCGCCAGUUUCCGGUUUGUUCUCCAAGUUUAUAUUCUUCGUCGGAAGAGAAGUACCCUUAGACGUGUUGGAAUUCUGUAUUUUAUCAUGUGGUGGCCGUAUAGUGUCUGAGCUCGCAUUAGACGAAUUGAAGUAUAACGACAAAAAAGCGUUUGAAAAGUUGGACUUGGCCAACAUCACCCAUCAGAUCAUCGACAGACCCAAGAUCUUAUCGAAGGUGAGUGGAAGAACCUACGUGCAACCUCAAUGGAUCUUUGACUGUAUAAAUAAGAGUGAGUUAUUACCUGUGAAUAAGUACGCUCCAGGUGAAAUCUUACCUCCACACUUAUCACCUUGGGGAGACUCGGGUAUCUACAACCCUGAAGUUGCUGCGGCAAAUGAAGGUGAGGAUGCGGUUGAAGAAGAAGAGGAGAUUGAAGUGGAAGAAGGUGAUGAAGAUGAAGAUGAAGAAGAUGAAGAAGAGGAUGAACAAUUACAAGCUCAAAAGGAAUUGGAACAAGAGGCUGCUGGUAUCUACAAGAACACCGCUGCCAAUGACAAGAAGGUUAAGAGAGUCCGUUCGGAAGAAGAUGAAGAAAAGGAAUUGAAGAAGAUUAUGAUGACCAACAAGCAACGUAAAUUGUACAAGAAGAUGCAAUAUGGAAUUGAGAAGAAGGAGGCUAGACAAGAGUUGUUGAAACAGAAGAAGAAGACCUUGCAAAAGACCAAGAAACAGUUGGACAAGUUGUAAGUAGAAACAUAGCUGCCCGUAAUGCAUUCAUAAGAGA